CGUGGCUUGGUUCUUGGUCGAGCUUCUUUUACAGCUGCGCUGGAUUGAAUUCCAUGCUCCAUUGUGCAUCUUCGCUUCGGAACAGCAAUUAAACAGAAACUCGGAUUCGGAGCCGAGACGACGUUCAGCGUCACGAUAAGCAACUGGCUUGUGUUUUUCUUGCUCCUCAUUCUUGUGUCGACAUCGUGCGGAGAUCGACUCGAACAAAAUCAAAAAAUUCAUAUUCAAAAUGGUUUUGCAACAAUUAUCAUCGCGAUGGGCGACUCUGAUCGUUCUGCUAUGGGCAACAGUCGCCCACGCCCACACCGUUAUCACCUAUCCCGGCUAUCGAGGGAAUAAUCUGCAGACCAACGGUACCGUCGCAGAAGCCAACGGACUCGGUGUCGCAUACAAUUCGAAAAAUGAUUCCCUUUACUACCCCUACGGCAUGGAAUGGAUUUACCCCUGUGGUGGCAUGCCAACCUCUACGAACCGCACCUACUGGCCCGUCGGUGGCGGUGCUCUCGCUCUUCAGCCUGGCUGGUUCCCGGGCCAUUCGACGGCCUUGAUCUACGUCAACAUUGGUCUCGGUGAGGUCCCCGAGAACAUGAGCCACCCGGUUGUGUCGCCGUUCCAGAUCACCGGUCCCACGAACAAUCCCUACCCAGGAACGAUUUGUCUGCCGCAGGUGCCUCUGCCUGCUAAUAUCAGUGUCAAGGCCGGUGACAAGGCUACGAUUCAAGUGGUGGAGACUGCGAAGCACGGCGCUGCAUUGUAUAAUUGCGUCGACAUUAUCUUCGCCGACAACGGAGACUCCAAGAUCGCCGAAGUCAACGCUGAUAAUUGCUUCAACUCUAGCGAUAUCAGCUUCCAGUACGUGUACACGACCUCGGGCAUUGGGUCUGGCGCAGCGAUGCUGCAACCCCCACGACAGGUGUGGCUUGCAGUUGUGCCAGUUCUACUAGUGGCUGCGUUUUUGUAGAGAUUUCGCUUCUGAUGUGAUGCAUUUACGUGCGCUUGUUGCUUUUUUGCCUUUUGAACAUACCCUAUUUUGUCACUGGAAUGAUUGCUGCGAUAAAAUUUUGAAUUGACAACUUGAUAUGCUGCUCCGUCGUUGGAGAUUGAUCAUAUUUUGGAUGCUUGCACGUUGCGCUUACUCUAAGGGGAUCUUGGAAUUUGGUGGUGUUUUGGGUGACUAGUAUUAUUGUUUCAUAUGAAGAUCAAAGGUUUUCUUGUUAUAUUUAUCGCUUGACCGGAGGAAAAUUAGGCAUGCCAAAG
Messenger RNA from Penicillium subrubescens, 1257 nucleotides. RefSeq names its product copper acquisition factor BIM1-like domain-containing protein. Bases 230 to 961 code for a protein of 243 amino acids. Lineage: Eukaryota; Fungi; Ascomycota; Eurotiomycetes; Eurotiales; Aspergillaceae. The transcript is spliced from 3 exons. The record is from RefSeq and is a predicted model, not a curated record.